AUGACACCAUCGCAGACAACUGUUUCACUGGACACCAACCUGCGCAAAACCCUCAGAGGUCUGCUCAUUGAACGUCUGUGCAGUCCGACACAGCCCCUACCGACAAAGCACUUGUAUGAUGAGCUGACGAAUCGCUCGCGCCUCGUGGAGGAGUUUCAUUUCUCGAAGACGUCACGCCGCAUCACCCGCCAACGGCUCGCACUGCAGUUCUUGCGCCGAUACAACGUGCUGUUGCACGGCCUCCUCUUUUAUUCGGAGGGCACGCACACGUGGAAUACGACGACGGAGUUUCAUCGUCUCGCCAUCCUUGGAGAGUCUGUGCUGUUGACCGAGGUGCGCACCCGGUUGCUGAAGCUCUUUCCUGCCAUGCCGUAUACGGCGUACGUGCAGAGUUUGCCUCACAUGGUCGGUGAGGAAGCACUGGCGGCCGCUUUUGACCGGUAUGAGAUGCAGAACAUUGUCGGUGUCAAACCAUCAAACCGACGCAGCGGCACGCCGCUUACUCGAAUGCAGAAAAGCCAUAUGCUAUGCGCUAUUAUAGCCGAGAUGUACUGGUUUACAGCUCGCACGAAGCCCACCGACUUGACGCACAACAACGCGCUCUUCCCUCCAUCCGACGUGCUCAUCUUGCACGUGCUGUCCACCCAUCUGCUCGAAAACUUGCCAGCGGAGCUCAUCUACAACGUCGUCGAGCCAAUCGUGGCGGACAUCAAGCGCGUGUGGGUGAACGAGCCGAUGUCGUUGCCGUCACAACUGCGCCUUACCCCGCGCACUGUCGGUGCCCUCUCUCUCAAUGCUGUCCCUGUUGAGCCCCGUUGCACCGCCAAGGAAGACUGUGUCACGUCGCGACAGAAAAAGCACGAGGAGGCUCAUCGCCGACAACACGCGCUUACCCGCGAACCGGACCACAGCUGCGUCAAGUCCUUCAUGCAACCCUCCUGCAACUACCACAUAUUUGACGGUCCGCGGUAUCAGAUACUCAGCUCAGAUAAUCGCGUUGCACCACUGCCGCUUGGACAAGAGCGUAGCAGUCUUCCCGCUUCGUCCGUGUGUACCGUCGGUGACAAUGCGGACCGCGCCGCACGUGCGAUGGAGCUUGCCAAGAUGGCGGAGCAGUGGUGA
Messenger RNA from Leishmania mexicana MHOM/GT/2001/U1103, 1122 nucleotides. RefSeq names its product putative MP44. Gene Ontology annotation, biological process: RNA processing. Gene Ontology annotation, molecular function: ribonuclease III activity. The record is from RefSeq and is a predicted model, not a curated record. The coding region runs from base 1 to 1122 and encodes 373 amino acids. The transcript has a single exon. NCBI's taxonomy places the organism in Eukaryota, Euglenozoa, Kinetoplastea, Trypanosomatida, Trypanosomatidae.